Molecule: messenger RNA, 1238 nt
Organism: Gloeophyllum trabeum ATCC 11539
Lineage: Eukaryota; Fungi; Basidiomycota; Agaricomycetes; Gloeophyllales; Gloeophyllaceae
Exons: 3
Coding region: 43-1017 (324 amino acids)
Source: RefSeq, a predicted model, not a curated record
CUCGCGCGUCGCAUCUCCCAACAAUAUCGUCAUUUCACGGGAAUGGCAGGGACAAAUGGGUGUACGCCGUCCACGUACACCGUGAUUGUCCGCGACCAGGAAUUUCGCCUCAGCAAGCGGCAGAUCGAGUUCGACAGCCCGAAUUUCUUCACCUCCUGUUUCCUUGGAAGCUUCCAAGAGUCAUCGUCCAAGUCGGUGACUCUAGAUCGCAAUCCGCAACUAUUCGCGAUUAUUCUGGAGUACCUGAGCGGGUACGAGAUAUUGCCAUUGUCUGCCUGCGAUAAGAUGGAUGUCGCGUACGUGACGCGUAACUUGCUCGUGGACGCGGAUUUCUACGGAUUGACGCGUCUGCGGAGGCUCCUUACCGCGCCGAGCCUCCCACCGUCUUUGAGCUUGGAGUGGGCAGGUCUGGCGCGUCAAGUGGUCACUCUCCCCGAGGUUAUAAGCGAGCAUCUACCACCAGGCAUCGAGUAUGUCGACGGUGCCCUCUACUCUGAGCAUCAUGGCAACCAGUUGCCCGUCCUUGUCUCAGCCAGAGAUGUUCCAAUACGGCUGUCCGCCUCUCGUGAUAUAAAAAUACCCAAGAGCGAGAAGACAAGUUUCAGAAUUGAUUAUACGGGCUCACAAGAAGGCGGUAUGGCUACGUCCGUCAAACAUCCCCCUACGAUCCUAGCAGAGUCCGUUUUCCAAGGGGGGAAGAUGUGUAUCGAUGACGAUGUCCUCCUCCUCUCAGACUUCUCCUACUGGUGGCAUGACCCCAGCAGUGCCGAGUCCUCGAAGGCCUCCUUAUCCCUGUUCAAUCGCCUAUCUCCGCUCACUAUCGAGCCCUCUAGCCGCCCAUAUGCCCGCUAUGAGGGCGUCCUCUGGGCUGAUGAGGUCCUGUUCACGAUAAUUAAACGAAGCUCAGAUGCAGGCGACCCUGUUUUACACAUCAAGCUCGCAGACCUGAAAGCUCGGACAAGGGGCGCAGUUCUUUCUGAACUCGUCCCGGCAAGCUCGCGAUGGAAGCAUAACUAGGGUAUCCCUGUCUAGACCAUGAAGCCUGUCUCGUCAUGGAAUACCGCAUUGUGAAAUUCGAUUUAUCCUUUAGUCUCAUAUAUACCUCAAUCUCCAGGACGGAAUACCUCAUUGUUCACGAAAUUGACGCACCGUUUAUCACCGGCAUACCCCCAUAGCUUUUAUACCUACGUUGAUCAGAUACUGCUGUAUUGUCCGGGAAGUACUGUUAUUGGUCGGGA